Molecule: messenger RNA, 5858 nt
Organism: Petromyzon marinus (sea lamprey)
Lineage: Eukaryota; Metazoa; Chordata; Hyperoartia; Petromyzontiformes; Petromyzontidae
Gene: DSTYK
Product: dual serine/threonine and tyrosine protein kinase
Biological process (GO): positive regulation of ERK1 and ERK2 cascade; positive regulation of fibroblast growth factor receptor signaling pathway; negative regulation of apoptotic process
Cellular component (GO): cytoplasm
Molecular function (GO): ATP binding; protein kinase activity
Source: RefSeq, a predicted model, not a curated record
GCUGCCCCCUCCCCUCUCCAGUUCAUCAUGGCGGACGCGUCGCCUCGCUGGUUCGUCGCGUCGCCCGCGCUGCUCGCCAAGGAGCUGGCGCGCACGUUCCGCGCCUUCGGCCGCCUCAAGCAGCACUUCCAGAACAACCUCCAGGAGACGGAGGAGUACUUCGCCGAGCUGCAGGACUGCGGCCACUACGACGAAGACCAGCGAAGCUGCAUCUCUUUCCCGGCGCACGAGCUCGCCUACCUCCACUCGGUGGCCGACUGCGCGCCGUGCCUCCUCAUCGCCGGCACCAGCGACGGCGCCAAGCUGCGCGCGCUCGAGUGCAUCCUCGGGGAGCGCGUGCUGCCCGACCUUCCCUCGGAUGCGGACAAUGCGAGCGGCGGAACGGCCGACGGCGUCGGGAACGGCAAUGGCGGCGGCGGCGGCGGCGGCGGCGGUGGCGGCAGCGCGGGAGCGGCGUGCCGGGCAACCCGGCUGCGGCACGGCACGGAGCGCCGCGCCAGCCUCGUCCUGCCGGGGCAGUUUGAGCUGCUGCAUCCGCAGCAGGCCACGCCGCCGCCGCAGCAGCAGCCUCUGCAGCAGCAGCCGCAGCAGCCUCUGCAGCAGCAGCAGCAGCAUCUGCAGCAGCAGCAGCUACAGCAGCAGCUGCAGCAGCAGCUGCAACAGCAGCUGCAGCAGCAGCAGCACGAAGACGACGACUGGGAGAGGACGCCCGCUGCUGUUGCUGCUAACGCCGCGUAUCUGCGCAUGCUCCAACCCGAGUGCCAAGACCCGGCGUUCCGGCAAGCUCAGCUGGAGCUCAGCCUGCCGCACCCGCUCCUCAAGGAGGUGAGCGUGGUGCUGGCGCCGUCGCGGCAGCUGCAGCCGCUCACCUCUGCGCUGGAGGAGCUGCGCAGCCACCUCCUCCCCGUCCUCCUCUACGCCGUCGCCUCCGAGCGGCUGUCCGAAGCCGACGCGCUCGAGCUGGCGCGCCUCAAGCAGAACUUCUCCGAGCCGGUCUUCUUCCUGCGGCUGCCCCCCGCGCCCCCCGCGCCCCCCGCGCCCGCCGCGCCCCCCUACGCGCGCCUCACCACCACCUACGCCAAACUGGAAAGGGACCUCCCGAGCGCCGGCAACAGCUGCGGCGGCACGGUGCUGCACCGGCAGCUCGUCGGGCUGGACUACCUGGGCGGCACGACGGCGGGCACGUCGGCGGGCCGCGCUCACAGCGCGCUGACGGACUGCGCCGACCGGCUGCCGCACUUCUCGCGGCUGGCGCUGCACGCGCGGCUCGUGGAGGCGACGGGCGUGCUGGGCGGGGUGCACGCCCGCGGCCUCGACCUCUUCAUCAGCCACGCGUUCGACAUGGCGCGCGACCUGCAGAUCACGCCGCGCCGCCUGCAGUACACGCGCGCCAAGGAGGAGGAGCUGUACGCCUCGCUGCUCGAGAUCGCCAACGAGAAGCAGGAGGAGAUCCGCCAGAUGAUCGUGGACACGCUCGACAGCAUGCGCAAGCAGCUGCUGGAGGAGGCGGCCACCACGGAGUUUGCCGACGUUCCGGUGAGCAACGGGGAGCCGGGGAGCGGACGAGGCGUCCAGCGCUGCUCCAAGCACAUCCAGGAGCUGGUGCUGAAUCGUCUGAAGGAGGCGGUGGCCAGCAAGCUCAUCGCCUCGGUGGACUACCUGCGCGAGAGCUUCGUGGGCACGCUCGCGCGCUGCCUCGACUCGCUCGAGAAGUCGGGCGGGGACGUCACCAGCAACAGCCUCACCAGCUCGCACCUCAAGCAGAUCUUGAACGCGGCCUACCACGUGGAGGUCACCUUCCAGUCGGGUUCCUCCGUCGCCUACAUCCUCUGGGAGCAGAUUAAGCAGCUGAUCCACAGCCUCACGUGGACGACGCCGCCGGCGCUCACGGCCGAGUGGAAGCGCAAGGUGGCGCAGGACACCAUGGACAGCCUCAGCGCCUCCAAGCUCGCCAAGAACAUCUGCAGCCAGUUCCGCGCGCGGCUAAACCACUCGCACGAGGCCUUCGCGUCCUCGCUGCGCCAGCUGGAGGCGAAACAUUCGGGCCGCCUGGAGCGCACGGAGGAUAUGUGGCUGAGGGUGAGGAAGGACCACGCUCCACGCCUGGCCAGACUGUCGCUCGAGAGCCGCUCGCUCAGAGACAUCCUCCUGCACGGCAUGCCGCGGCUAGGCCCCGAGCUGGGCCGCGGGCAGUACGGCGUGGUGUACGCCUGCCACGAGCCGUGGGGCGGCCACGCGCACUGCGCCCUCAAGUCGGUCAUCCCGCCCGACGACAAGCACUGGAACGACCUGGCGCUCGAGUUCCACUACACGCGCUCGAUGCCGCGGCACGACCGGCUCGUGUCUCUGCACGGCUCCGUAAUUGACUACACGUACGGGGGCGGCUCCAACAUGGCCGUGCUCCUCAUCAUGGAUCGGCUGCUCCGCGAUCUCUACACCGCCAUCAAGGGGGGGCUGGUUUUAGCGGCUCGGCUCCGGGUGGCGCUGGACGUGGUGGAGGGGAUCCGAUUCCUGCACAGCCAGGGCCUUGUCCACCGAGACAUCAAGCUGAAGAACGUGCUGCUGGACAAGUCAAACCGCGCGAAGAUCACCGACCUGGGAUUCUGCAAACCCGAGGCGAUGAUGUCGGGCAGCAUCGUGGGGACGCCCAUCCACAUGGCUCCGGAGCUCUUCUCUGGUGAGUUCGAGGGCAAACUAACAAGCAAGUACGACAACUCAGUGGACGUGUACGCGUUUGGCAUCCUCUUCUGGUACGUGUGCGCCGGCGCCGUGCGGUUGCCCGAGGCCUUCGAGCGGUGCGCCACCAAGGAUCAGCUGUGGACCAACGUGCGGAGGGGCACGCGGCCCGAGCGGCUGCCGCUGUUCGACGAGGAGUGCUGGCAGCUGAUGGAGGCGUGCUGGGACGGAGACCCCGCCCGCCGCCCCCUCCUUGGCAUCGUGCAGCCGCGCCUCCUCAGCAUCAUGCAUCGCCUGUGCGGGUCGUAGCGUCGCCACAACCUGGUCGCCACCCUCGCCCCCUAAGCCCCCCCUCCCUCCCUCCCUCCCCCCCCCUCCCUCCCUCCUUCUCCCCGCCCCCGCCGCGCCGCCCUUCCUGCCGGCGGCCUCCUCUGCUCUCCCACCCUCGCUUUGCGCGGCCGCAUGUGACCGACCGUCCGUCCGUCCGCCGGACGUGUGCCCCGCCGGGUUUUUAACGCGGCGAGGACCGGCGGCCGUUGUCAACGAGAUGAGGGAGCCGGAGCCCGGAAAUCGGCCGAGGGGCCGGUGCCACAGCAGGCGGUGGUUGGCGGAGAGAGGAGGAAGUAGGAGCCGGUUAGCACCGCCGUUAAGCCGGAUCGGGAUCGAGCCGCUGAGCCGGGUUUCCGCCGCACCCCCUUGCCGCUGGAUCGGGCCCUUAGGCCACAUGGGGGCGUCCGUCCGAUUGAAGCCAUCUGUCAAUGUGGGACAGUGCGCCCAGGUCAAGUUUGUUCUGUUCGGAUGGGACAAUCCGCCGGGAUCAGCUUCCCUUAUCCGGAUGAGGCCUGACCAUCCAGAUUGGCCGAACUGGAUCAGCCGCAAGUGGAGAUAUAGAAACUCUCUGGACAAUACAACUUGGAUCGGCUAUUCUCUCCAGCUGCACCAUCCAGGUGUCACCAUUCUUGUGGAUUAAAUCUUUCCAUCCAGGUUGGAUUCAUCUGAAUCUCGCCAGUUUAUCUGCAUCUCGCCAAUCAUGUGGAUCUUGCCAAUAAAUCAUCACCAUCCAUCCAGAUAGGGACUAUUUCACGCGAAUGGAGUGCCUCAGUCCAACUCAACCCGUCUAGGCGGGUCAGAACCGUCGAGCCGGAUUGAGCCCCCACCAGUAGCUGGCUCUGCGCUCGGCGGCUGACGAUCGCCUGCCAUGAGAUCAGGGGGAACGCGGCACGCGCGUGGGACCGUGGGAGCGGAGCGGGCGGCUGGCACGAGAGGGGAGAGGAAGCUGGGCCGACUGCACUGGCGCGCACGCUCCCUACGACGCUCGGACGCGGCUCCCGUCGGAUUUUUCCCGAUCGUCGCCGGGCCGAGUCGCCCGGCCUCCGCCGUUUGCGCGAACGGCGAAGAAGAGAGGGCAAGCAAAAAAAAAAAUGAACGGAGCCAGGCCCGUGGGAUGAACGAGGCCGCGGCCCACCGACCCGGAACGCGGAAUAACUCGCCAGGCUUGCGCCCGCGACGCCGGCCUCUCUGGAGACGACACAAACCAGGGAGCAGGGGAAUUCCGACUGUGUCUGAGGGUCGUGGAGGAGUAGUAGGAGGAGGAGGAACAAGGCAUGGAUAGCGUCGCUACGGACCCAGGCUGCGAUCGUUAGUUUGAGCCUCCAGAGCUCGGGGUCACGUUGACGCAUUCUGUGUGUGUGUGCGCGUGCGUGGUGCUUUUUAAUUGGCCCACGGCAGAACGUACCCGCGAAGGUAAAUAAAACAUUUGCACGCGGAACUUUUGACGCGCGGCUCGGCUCGAGCGAGGAACGUCAAGCGACUUCGCCCUCUGGCGCUCCCACGGAGGAGGAUUGCUGACUCCGGUUCCCUCCAGCGCCGGCGGGGAGGCACCAGCACCCCCACCACUGGGGGAAUGACGGGGAAGGGGGGCCGGUCGGUGGGGUCGGACUAACCACGUGAAGUUCUACGUUUUCUUGCGGGGGGGGGGGGGGAGGAGAGCCCCUUUGAACUGCGCGAGUCGCACACGUGUGUAUUUUGUCACGACACGUUCAGAGCGGCCUCGCGGUGACUUCUUCCGGAAGAGAGUUUCCGUCGCGCGUUUGCCGGAGAGACGCGAGGUUAUGGUUUACGUCGGAUGUCACCCCCCCCCCCCCACCCCACCCACCUACCGGUGAACUCCGAACCUGCCCUUCCGAAAGCGAAACCGGAAAAUCGCCAAGAAAUAAGAUGAAGGUUUUACUUAUUUAUUUUUGCUUUACUCGUCAGCUCGCCAAGAUUGCGGUUCCACCUCCUCCACACGGCCACGCGGCUUCUUGGGCCUCGGUGGAGGGAGGUGGUGGCGAUCGCCGGCAAGACCGUACGACCACAAAUCUGAAAAAUCAUAAUUCACCCUGCCGCCCGCUUCAGGUUAUUCACGCUGUAAAGUUUAGCGGGAAACAAUUUACGAUGAAAAAUAAGAAUUCGUUUUACCCUUUCUCGCAAUAAAACACGUGUUAAGAUGUUCAAACACCAAAUAGAUAACUUUUGCAGGGAAUCAAGUCCACAUUAAUCACACACGGUACUUGUGGUGAACAUGCAACGUGCAAACAAACAUGCUAUGAUAAUGUAUGCAUUGCCAGUGAAACUGAUUGGCCUACACGCCAGAGACAGCCUGCUUCAUGGCCCCAGUCCCACCAGUGUCAGACCAGAGAGCGCCAAAAGGGUUACCACCUAUUCUCAUUUUUCAUCCUUUGAUUCUGGCCAAACAAAGGCCCAAUGAUAUGUUUUUCCAGUGUUCGCGCUGCCUAGCGCCACGAAUCCUGGAACGGAUUCUGACCCGUGUUGUCCUCCCCCCCCCCCUCCCUCCUCCCGCUGGAAUGGAUUAUGAUGGCCUUGGGCCUUGCCUUCACCGCCGGGCUUAAGGCCACGAACCCCGAAGCGAACGGAACGCUCCGGGCUGCCCCCAGCUGCCUGCGUCGCGCUCCGGCUCCACCGCCCAGCCGGUUCCGGGCGACGAGUUUCCCCCGUUUGGUUGUCUUCGUUUUAUCGUUACUCUUUGCUGGAUCGGCCCGUGUGUAGAUGUCAAAAUACCGUGACGCUAAAACGUUUCAGCAAUUCCUAAUAACUGCAAUAAUAGGUAGUAUUUUUUUUUUACUUUACUAUUGAGAAAAGCAGCUGUGUUUACAACAAAUAUAUAAAGACUACCUUCUAAG